UACUUGUCGUUGUCAAAACCUUUUUAGUUUUUGGUUUGUGCUUCGCUUUCAUUUUGUGAAUUACGAUUUACGAUACAUUAACAGCAAUUAAAAACAGCGUUAAUAUAUUAAAUCAAGUGAGAUCGGUUGCGAUUUAAUACAUCUUGAUAAACAACAACAGAUUAGAAUGCCCAAUGACAAGGAGGGACCUUUACCCGAGGGAUGGGAGAUGAGGAAAAGCAGGUCAACGGGUAUGGCAUACUUUCUCAACACGUACACGAAGAAAUCCCAGUGGGAGCGUCCCGACGCGCCCGCCGACCCAGGUGAGAUCCGAUGCAGCCACAUUCUUGUUAAGCACGCCCAAAGCCGGCGGCCGUCGUCAUGGCGCGAAGAAAACAUCACACGUAGUAAGGAAGAAGCUUUGGAGAUCCUUAAGAAUUACAGGAAACAAAUAGUAGCGGAAGAGGCCACGUUUGUGGAUAUUGCUACGAAAUUCUCUGAUUGUUCAUCAGCUAAGCGUGGAGGUGAUCUUGGCUCGUUCGGUCGUGGGCAAAUGCAGAAGCCAUUUGAGGAAGAGGCUUAUAAACUGAAGAUUGGACAGCUCAGCAAGCCCGUUGAAACUGAUUCCGGUGUUCAUAUCAUCUUGAGAACUGCUUAAGUCUCAGAUAUAACAAUAUAACUCUAAUUGCACUCUUACUUAUUAUUUACUUCUUGGUAUUAAAAACUUUAAAGUACAUAUACUAUAUUUUAUAAAUCGCUCACAUUUGAAAUCCUUUUUACUGUGCACUAAUUGUUAUCAUUAUUUAGAAUUAAUGGCUUGUAUCACAGCUUCUUAAAAUUAUCUGUUAAGCUUGUCUUUUAUUUAAAAUAACAGAUUAUAUAUGAAAGAAUAUGUUGAAAGAAAGAAAAUGUCCAAUAGGCUAUCAGGAGCACAAACAUUAAGCAAUGACACCAGCCUUAAUCAAAAAGUGGUAAAUGUACACCGUAUAGUGUACAUUAUUAAAUGUUAUUUUAAUAGAAAUAAUAUAACUGAUAUUCCUAAAACUAAGGAGGUUCUCAAUGUCACAGAUAUUUUUUUUUCUUGAUUAUGUUUCUUUUUAAUUCCAUGGGUUUUGAAAUAAUUUAUGUGAUUCUUAUUGUGUUAGAAAUUUGCUGUCAUUUGGUCAAAUUUUAGAAUUUGCAGUGGUUACCAGGAUUUGUAACCUUUUUUUUAGAAGUUAUUUUUUUUAAUUAUUUAAUGGAUUACAAUUAUUAGCAAAUGUUUUGAAAUUGCGUUGUAAUUGUAAAAUAUAGUUCAGUGAGACUCACAUAUAUUUUACAAUUAUCCUUUGUUUGAUUGUCUUUAUGACCAAGACAUGCCCAUCCUACUGAGUAUGUAUUAGUGAGGUAUUACUACUAAAUGUCACAAGGCAGAACAUAUAAAUAAUUUUGUAGGUACAUACUAUAGAAAAAUGAGUAUAGACAAGUUAAGCUUUUAUAGCUUAUUGCGCUUAGGAUUUUAAGAUUUCAUUGAGGGGUCUACAUGAGCUAAUAGCGUGUUUUUAACACAUUAAAGUAUAUGAUCCAAUGUA
Messenger RNA from Zerene cesonia (dogface butterfly), 1550 nucleotides. RefSeq names its product putative peptidyl-prolyl cis-trans isomerase dodo (gene COMMD4). The coding region runs from base 167 to 637 and encodes 156 amino acids. The transcript has 2 exons. The record is from RefSeq and is a predicted model, not a curated record. Gene Ontology annotation, molecular function: protein binding; peptidyl-prolyl cis-trans isomerase activity. Gene Ontology annotation, cellular component: cytosol; nucleus. Lineage: Eukaryota; Metazoa; Arthropoda; Insecta; Lepidoptera; Pieridae.